Molecule: messenger RNA, 633 nt
Organism: Malassezia pachydermatis
Lineage: Eukaryota; Fungi; Basidiomycota; Malasseziomycetes; Malasseziales; Malasseziaceae
Product: emopamil-binding protein
Exons: 5
Coding region: 1-633 (210 amino acids)
Biological process (GO): sterol metabolic process
Cellular component (GO): endoplasmic reticulum; membrane
Molecular function (GO): cholestenol delta-isomerase activity
Source: RefSeq, a predicted model, not a curated record
AUGCCGCUUCUCAGCGUACAGCUGCAGCAAACCAUUCUGUCCAUUGGAUACGUAGGUCUGCUCAUUUGCACAUCCUUCUAUCUACUGAGCUUUACCAGGCAGCGUGGUCUUCGUAUCGGGCAGAAGGCGACCUUUUUCUGGCUCGUGUUUGAUGCGCUGAUCCAUUUCUUCUUAGAAGGGCCCUUUGUGUACUAUUCGACGGGGGGGCGCACGGUCAAUACCUCAACUGGUUUUUUUGCUACCGUAUGGAAAGAAUACAGCCAUGCUGAUGCGCGAUGGGGGGUUGCUGAUCCUAACAUUGUGGCUGUGGAAAUACUCACUGUCGUACUCACAGGUUUGCUAGCUAUGUAUGCGGCAUGGCUCGUGCUGCAUAACCGGCCACAAUACCACUUUUGGAUUUGCUUUUUGUGCAUUGCCGAGCUGUAUGGAGACUAUAUGACAUUCGUCCCUGAAAUUCUCGCUGGAUCGCCUUCUUUGGAUACAGGGAAUCCUCUUCACUUGUGGUUUUAUCUGGUGAUCAGUAAUGGUGUCUGGGUCAUUGUGCCUUUUUGCCUUUUGGUCCACAGUGGGUGCACCCUGAUUUCCAUGUCAGAUCCAACUCCGCCUCCUCUCCCGCCCAAAAAAGCAUUGUGA